AUCAGAAAUCAAUAUUCAAUAGGUGGGAUUGUAACUUAACCUAUUAUAGGCUGCACAUUGAAUCACGCUGAAUUUAUUUAUAUCAUAUUUAUGUUGCAAGUUGUAUUUUAUCAACGUUUUGAUUAAUUACGUUUGGCGUAUAACAACAAUUUUGACAUAAUGGCUAAAGCACAUACCACUAAUAAAGCCCCGCGAAAGCAGGGCUUUAAGCGUUCAGGACACAGUAUGAAUCCUGAACGUCCUACAGAAGGAUUGAAAGGAGUUGCUAAAGUACGAACGAAAGCAACUAUUAAAAGAUUACAGAUGUAUCGUAAUCAGAGACCGAAACGCAAUCGUGCUGGAAAGAUCAUUAGCCCUGCGCCGUUUCAAGGCUGGAACACUUCUGGAACUACAUCGCGUGUGGAGCCAUCCCAAAGAUGGUUUGGUAAUUCACGAGUCAUCUCACAGAAUGCUUUGCAAAAAUUCCAGAAUGAAUUAGGAACUGCCAUGAAAGAUCCUUAUAAAGUUGUCAUGAAACCUACUCAAUUGCCUAUAACUUUGCUUCAGCAAAAGGCGGCAAACGCAAGAGUACAUUUAUUGGAUACAGAAAGUUUUGAAAAUGUUUUUGGUCCAAAGAAGAUUAGAAAAAGACCGAAUUUGGCAGCAACGUCGUACAAUGAAUUGAAGAAAUUGGCUGAGGACAGGGAAGAUACUUAUAACAAGGAGAAAGACUCCAAAGACUACGACCUUGUCCGUGAGGACACUGGCGUAAAGGAUGCACAAAGAGAUUGGAUCAUGUCGGCAGGACAAAGCAAAAGAAUAUGGAACGAGUUGUACAAAGUCAUUGACUCCUCCGAUGUUAUUUUACAGAUAUUGGAUGCGAGGGAUCCGAUGGGAACUAGGUCUCCACCUGUGGAAAAAUAUCUGAAAACCGAGAAACCUUACAAACAUUUAAUAUUUAUCUUAAAUAAAGUAGAUCUAGUGCCAACGUGGGUCACGCAAAGAUGGGUUGCCAUUCUGAGCAAAGAAUAUCCAACGGUUGCUUUUCACGCCUCCUUAACACAUCCUUUUGGCAAAGGUUCUCUGAUAAAUCUACUAAGGCAAUUUGCAAAAUUACACGUUGAUAAAAAACAGAUCAGUGUUGGUUUCAUAGGGUAUCCUAAUACAGGAAAGAGUUCCAUCAUAAACACCUUGCGUUCCAAAAAGGUCUGUAAAGUGGCGCCUAUAGCUGGAGAAACAAAAGUGUGGCAGUACAUAACUCUUAUGCGCCGUAUUUAUUUGAUAGAUUGUCCCGGUGUCGUUUAUCCAUCGACGGAAACCGACACCGAGAAGGUAUUGAAGGGAGUAGUGAGAGUAGAACUCGUUCAGAAUCCAGAAGAUUACAUCAUCUCUGUCUUAGAAAGAGUGAAACCUGAGUACAUUCGUAAGACAUACAAAAUAAACGUAUGGAUAGAUCAUGUUGAUUUUUUGGAAAAAUUGGCGCGUCGAAGCGGCAAGCUUUUAAAGAAAGGAGAACCUGACAUUGCAAUUGCUGCACGUAUGAUACUCAAUGACUGGCAACGUGGUAAACUGCCUUUUUAUGUUGUACCUGUGGGCUAUGAGGAACCUUUAUCAAAUCAAACAGCUAAUACCAAUGAAACUGUUAUCACACAAGAUAAUGUGUUAAAAAUCAGCGAUAAUAAAGAAGCACGAGAAAUUAAUCUACUUUCAAAAGAGAUAAUAAAGAAUCAGCUGACAGUGACACAAGAUUUUAGAAAAAUACGCGUUGGAUUGCCUUAUUCUGAUGACGAUGUCAAGACUCUAGAGCAGAAUAAAUCUUUCAGUGAAAGUAUCGUAGAGGAUGAUAGCAGUGUGGAAAGUGAAUCGGAAUUGGAAAACUUGGAAUCAGAAGAUGCGAAUACAAAAAAUGACUCAUGUACCGUAGAAGAUAAAUCUGAUUUACAAGUAAUAGAAAAUUUAGAUGAUCGAGACAGUGUGAACGAUUCUUCGAAUAAUGAUAACGUUCUCAAUGAUAACGCAGAUAAAAAAUUUGAUUCAUAUUAUGAUAUGAAUCAAAGCAAUGAGUAUUCAGAUUCAGAAUUCUUGCCUAUCGCACAAGAUAAUCUGAAACAGAGUGUAUUCGAUGUCAUAGACAAUGAAUAUGAUUCCAGCGAUACUGAAAUGCUUCCUUCUAAAACAGUUUCAAGUAAUGAUAUGCAAAGUAUCUCAUCAAUGUCUCGUAAAAAAACAAAAGGAUUAACAAGCAAACAGCGAAGAGCUAUAGAACGCGCUAGUAAAAGAAAAAAGAUCGGAAGCAAUUUCUACGAAGUCACAAAUGUGAAGAACAGGAAUAAAAAUAGGAAAGUACCCAAGGUCAAGAGAAAAUAAAUCUAUUUUAA
This is a messenger RNA of Trachymyrmex cornetzi, 2357 nucleotides long. RefSeq names its product nucleostemin 2 (gene Ns2). The transcript has 2 exons. NCBI's taxonomy places the organism in Eukaryota, Metazoa, Arthropoda, Insecta, Hymenoptera, Formicidae. Gene Ontology annotation, cellular component: nucleolus. Gene Ontology annotation, molecular function: GTP binding. The record is from RefSeq and is a predicted model, not a curated record. The coding region runs from base 160 to 2346 and encodes 728 amino acids.